Bipolaris victoriae FI3 is the source of this 354-nucleotide messenger RNA. RefSeq lists its product as hypothetical. Bases 1 to 354 code for a protein of 117 amino acids. The transcript is spliced from 2 exons. Lineage: Eukaryota; Fungi; Ascomycota; Dothideomycetes; Pleosporales; Pleosporaceae. The record is from RefSeq and is a predicted model, not a curated record.
AUGAAGGACGACUUAAUACGGCGAUAUGCAAGAGGUGUCGUUAUUCCCUCAGGCAGAUCUCAUGUGACUUUCAACAUCGACCAAUACAAGGAUAUUACGACACAAAUAAUGCAGAGAUAUGACAAGGAUACAUAUUCACAUACCUUCGGUGCUGUCUUCGGGCCUGGUGCCACUAUCCUUAGUGGUCCAUAUUCAUACGUGAUUGUGGUCGUCGCGUCACUUAAUGGGGCUAUGUAUAAGGUCAAUGGACAAGACCCGCAAUCUUGUAAUCUGAUACACGCUCAGCGUGUCGAAUGCACCAUCCAGGUAGCUUCUGGGCAGCUCGUGGCUAUAGUGUUUGCUUGGAGGUCGUAG